Neohortaea acidophila is the source of this 936-nucleotide messenger RNA. RefSeq lists its product as uncharacterized. Lineage: Eukaryota; Fungi; Ascomycota; Dothideomycetes; Mycosphaerellales; Teratosphaeriaceae. The record is from RefSeq and is a predicted model, not a curated record. Bases 1 to 936 code for a protein of 311 amino acids. The transcript is spliced from 3 exons.
AUGCCUUCCUUCAAGACCCUUCUCGCCGCCCUCGCCCUGCUGGCACCCCUGGCCUCUGCUCAGAUUCAGGGCCACUGCGACCCGAUCGUGCAGCAGCAGUCCAACCCCAUCGCCAAGCAGUACCUCAAGCAGUCCACCGGCACCCUCAACGGCACCAUCGGCAUCAUUCCCAUCCCUAUGGCCCAGGCCCGCAACCUGAUCCCCGCCAAGUACCAGAUCCUCACCAAGCAGAUCCAGCAAUGGCUGCCCAACCUCGGCGCGGGCAACUACCCGGCCAUGGUCCAGAUUGAGCAGUUCCACGACAUCUACCACAAGGGCAAAUCUGCCGGCAGCGGCGCCGACUUCAACCGCGCCCAAGUCAUGUUCCCCUUCGUGGACCGCUUGGGCGAUGGCUACUCCGCCUUCACCUACAGCAGCGCCGUCAUCGUCUCCGACGCCGCCGGCAGCGCCCUCAGCGGCCUGAAGAAGCUCGGCUACAAGAGCGCCACCGGCGGCUACUUUGCGUCUUGCAACGCCUACGAGUACGAGAAUGCUACCUCCAACCUCGCUCUGCCGCCCAACCGCCGCGGCAUCGACCAGGCCGCGUGGACCGAGAGCAACACCAACCUGGGCAGCCCCAACAUUGCCUACCGUUACGUGCCGGUUGCCAACUUCCCCUACACCAUCAACUACUUCUACAACGUCACCAACCAGCCCACGUUCAGCGAUGGUGACAAUUGCAAUAGCCUCGUCCGCCUGUACAACACCGCCGUCUCGUCGGGUGCCUACCCUCCCGUACGCCUGCAGGGCAAUGCCACUGCCCUCGCGGGAUACUUCAACCAGGGCACGUCCAUCUGGACCAACAUCUACGGCCUGAAGAUCGACGUCGCCUACCACACCCCCGGCAAUGUCAAGUGCCAGUCGCUCAAGGGCUUCAACGUCAUCAGCGCUCCAUAG